Messenger RNA from Linum trigynum, 987 nucleotides. The record is from the annotation of a GenBank genome assembly. NCBI's taxonomy places the organism in Eukaryota, Viridiplantae, Streptophyta, Magnoliopsida, Malpighiales, Linaceae.
AUGAACCGCGGCGAACCCUCAGACGACCUAUCUAAGAUUAGGGGGGAGAUCCUCAGUAGUGGUGACCCUUUCACUCUUCCGCGGACUGAUACAUGUACCGAAUGCUCAUACGGGACAGUUGACUCCUGGGGGUUGGUUCAUGCUCUGGUAGCGAGCAACGAAACGGUGAUUGAAGCUGGGAUCGGAGAUGAGGGAGCUCCACAGCUUGCAGACGGGUUUGUAGAGGAAGGCGGAUCUGGGAUUGGGGAGGGGAAUCAGAAUCUCGACGAGGAGGCCGUCUCCGAGUUUGCUGAUGGCGGAAGGAGGGUGAAGAGGGUUUCUGAGAACUGGGUUUCUGUUGCUGCCGCCGCUCCUAUCGGUGACAACGGCUCCUCCUCCAUCUCCACCGCUUCGCCGGUACAGCCAGUUGGGAGCCGGGUUGGAGAAGUGAAGAGGGUCACCAAAGAGACCAAUGUUUCUGUGAAAAUUAACUUGGAUGGUACUGGGGUUGCUGACUCGUCCACGGGAAUCCCAUUUCUCGAUCACAUGUUAGAUCAACUUGCGUCGCAUGGGCUGUUUGAUGUACAUGUGAGGGCAACUGGUGACAUUCAUAUUGAUGACCAUCACACCAAUGAAGAUGUUGCUCUUGCUAUUGGAACGGCUUUGCUGCAGGCUCUUGGUGAUAGGAAAGGAAUUCACCGGUUCGGGGAUUUCUCAGCUCCUUUAGAUGAAGCAUUGAUUCACGUUGCCUUGGAUUUAUCAGGGAGACCAUAUUUAGGUUAUGAUUUGCAGAUUCCCACUCAGAGGGUUGGAACCUAUGACACUCAGUCAUUAGUGAAUACUUCUGGUAUGACACUUCACAUCCGACAGCUUGCUGGAAAGAAUUCACACCAUAUUAUUGACGCAACCUUCAAAGCUUUCGCCAGGGCUCUUCGUCAAGCAACAGAACCAGACCCACGACGCCUUGGGACCAUACCAAGCUCAAAGGGUGUUCUGUCGCGUUCUUGA